UCUUGCGCUAGAACCAGAAGAAACCCCCCGACCAUUUCCCGGCGCUUUCCCAACGCUAAAACGAGAUGUUCUCCAAAGAGGAAUCGAUCGACCUCCGAGAAAAACUAAUCGGAGAGUCCUGCCAGUUGUUCUUCAGGAAAAACCCUUUGAAAAUCGUAAGGGCCCAAGGGCAGUACAUGUACGAUGAGAAAAACGAUGCCUAUUUGGAUUGCAUCAAUAACGUAGCGCACGUGGGCCAUUGCCAUCCUGCUGUCGUGAAGGCGGGUUGCGAUCAAAUGAGCCUCCUGAACACGAACAAUCGCUUCCUGCACGACAACAUCCUGCUGUGCGCCCGGAAGAUCCUGAACACGUUGCCGGAGAACCUGUCGGUGUGUUAUUUCGUCAAUUCCGGUUCGGAGGCCAACGAUUUGGCCCUCAGGCUGGCCCAAAUCCACACGGGGAACAAAGAUGUUAUCGCCCUCGAACACGCUUACCACGGCCAUUUGACAUCUUUGAUUGAUAUUUCUCACUACAAAUUCGAUCUACCCGGUGGCGUCGGGCAAAAGGAACACGUUCACGUGGCUCCCAUUCCGGACACUUACAGAGGCAAACACCGCGACAGCGACCAUCCCUCCGACCGGCUGGGCCAUCUCUACGCCGAAGAAGUGAAAUAUUUAUGCGAUAAAAUCCGGGAAACAGGCAAAGGAGUUUGCGCCUUCAUCGCCGAGAGCCUCGUCAGCUGCGGGGGGCAGGUAAUACCGCCUCGAGGCUACUUCAACGAGGUCUACGACACCGUCAGGUCCAGCGGGGGAGUCUGCAUAGCCGAUGAGGUCCAAGUGGGUUUCGGACGGAUCGGGAAACACUGGUGGGCUUUCCAGCAGUACGACGUCUAUCCAGACAUCGUCACCAUGGGGAAACCCAUGGGUAACGGGCAUCCAGUCGCUUGCGUGGUCACCACUAAAGAGAUAUCGGACAGUUUCAGUAAAACCGGCGUGGAGUAUUUCAACACCUACGGAGGAAAUCCGGUGUCCUGCGCCAUAGCCAACGCCGUGUUCGACACCAUCGAAGCCGAAAACCUGCGGGAAAACGCCGUGGUGGUGGGCGAAUACCUCCUGGACAACUGCCAGAUGUUGGCGAAGAAGCACAAAGCGAUCGGGGACGUUCGAGGCGUGGGGCUCUUCGUCGGGAUCGAUUUGGUGGCGGAUAGAGAGUCGAGGGAGCCCGACGGGAGAUGCGCGGAGUUCGUGCACAGGAGGAUGCGCGAGGAGCACGUGCUCAUCACCAUCGACGGGCCCCAUUGUAAUAUCAUCAAGUUCAAGCCGCCGAUGGUGUUUACGAAGGAGAACGUGGACGCGGUGGUGAGCACGUUGGAUAGGGUGUUGAAGGAGUACAGGGAGACGUCGGAGUUGUUCGCUGUGAAUACGGCGAAAGCGCCGCCUAGCGGUAAGGCGACGAAGGAGCCGCAACAUAGGCCUAUCAAAUCGAUGUUGGAGAAGCAGAAAAUCAAGUCGAUUUGAGGUUGUUGUUGAGGAUAUAUGCAUAAGUACCUGUUUUAAGUAGUAUUUAUUGAUAAUUUAGGAUGUUUCUAACGUUUUUUUUUUCUAUUUAUGUAUGCAUGAAAGGAUUUAGUCGAGUAGAUUUGUUUCCAUUUUAUGUUCUGUCGGGAAUGUUUUGGUAAUUUUAGUAAUCACUCUGUAAGUGUUUGCGUACAUUUCGUACUACGUCAAUGUUGUAAU
Messenger RNA from Phyllotreta striolata, 1715 nucleotides. NCBI's taxonomy places the organism in Eukaryota, Metazoa, Arthropoda, Insecta, Coleoptera, Chrysomelidae. The record is from the annotation of a GenBank genome assembly.